Sparassis crispa is the source of this 888-nucleotide messenger RNA. RefSeq names its product Glucose-6-phosphate 1-epimerase. Lineage: Eukaryota; Fungi; Basidiomycota; Agaricomycetes; Polyporales; Sparassidaceae. The transcript is spliced from 4 exons. The coding region runs from base 1 to 888 and encodes 295 amino acids. Gene Ontology annotation, biological process: carbohydrate metabolic process. The record is from RefSeq and is a predicted model, not a curated record. Gene Ontology annotation, molecular function: isomerase activity; carbohydrate binding.
AUGCCUGUCGACGUGCAGCCCGACCGAGUAGUACUCAAGCACCCAAAGGGGGCUUCCGCCGAAAUUCUCUUCUACGGAGCAACUGUGAUUUCUUGGAAAUCUGGCAGUAGUGCAAAUCCAGAAGCAGCAGAGAGGCUCUUCGUCUCCUCCAAGGCUGCCUUCGAUGGUAGCAAGCCUGUGAGAGGUGGCAUUCCAGUAGUUUUCCCCUGCUUCGGUGCACCCACCCACCCGGAGCAUUCAAAGCUCUCGCAGCACGGGUUUGCUCGCAGUGAGAAAUGGAUCCUCGAGAACAUCGUCAUGGACAAUGAGGCCGGGGUAUCUGUUAGAUUCGCCCUCGAACCGACUGCUACCAUUCAAGCGAAAUUCGAACGGCCUUUCCACCUCUCGUACGUCGUGACUCUGGCCGAACAUCAGCUAUCCACCGCUCUCCAUGUCAAGAACACCGCGUUGUCAUCUACAUCGCCUCUCGAAUUCCAGGCUCUCUUACACAAUUACAUCCGUGCGCCGUCCAACGAAGUACUCGUAUCUCCAUUGCAAGCCUUGUCCUACUACGACAAGACAGAAGCUACGGAGGAAUUGCGCAGCACGCCGAAGGUGGAAACGAGGGCUAGCGUAGAUGUGAAGACCUUCACGGACUCCGUUUACGAGAACGCGCGUGGUAAAUAUGAGAUAGCCUGGCCAUCUGGGACUCUUGAAGUUCGGGCGCAUAACUUCAAGGACGUAGUGGUGUGGAAUCCUCAGAAAGAGGCUGGUUCCAAGAUCGGCGACAUGGAGGAUGGUGGAUGGGAGAGAUACAUCUGUGUCGAACCAGGCUAUGUUCGUGGGUUUGUGAAAUUGGAUGCUGGUCAGACAUGGAUUGGACAGCAAGCUCUGACGGUUUUAAAUUGA